Messenger RNA from Xiphophorus couchianus (Monterrey platyfish), 349 nucleotides. Lineage: Eukaryota; Metazoa; Chordata; Actinopteri; Cyprinodontiformes; Poeciliidae. The record is from the annotation of a RefSeq genome assembly.
AUGAACCUAGUGGUGACUACUUUUUCAAUUUCUCUCCUUCUAUCCCUUCUUCUAGCAGCUGUCGCUUUCUGACUGCCCUUAAUAACCCCCGACCACGAAAAACUCUCACCCUAUGAAUGCGGCUUCGACCCCCUAGGGUCAGCACGAUUGCCAUUCUCCAUUCGAUUUUUCCUGGUCGCAAUCUUGUUCCUCCUCUUUGACCUAGAAAUUGCCCUCCUACUCCCCCUUCCCUGAGGAGACCAACUCACCAACCCAUACCUCACCUUUAUCUGCGCAACCAUCUUACUCGUUCUCCUCACCCUUGGCUUAAUGUACGAAUGAGCCCAAGGAGGCUUAGAAUGGGCAGAAU